Molecule: messenger RNA, 3096 nt
Organism: Passer montanus (Eurasian tree sparrow)
Lineage: Eukaryota; Metazoa; Chordata; Aves; Passeriformes; Passeridae
Gene: COMMD1
Product: copper metabolism domain containing 1
Exons: 4
Coding region: 40-621 (193 amino acids)
Biological process (GO): negative regulation of protein localization to cell surface; negative regulation of sodium ion transmembrane transport; regulation of proteasomal ubiquitin-dependent protein catabolic process
Cellular component (GO): endosome
Source: RefSeq, a predicted model, not a curated record
CCCGCGCGGCCGCCGUAGCGCGGACGCGCCCUGCCCGCCAUGGCGGCGCCCGAGCCGCCGCCGCCGCCCGAGGGCUGCAGGCCGCUGAGCGCGCUGCUGAGCGGCAUCGCCCAGGCCGCCUUCCACGGCACCGCGGGCAUCACCGAGGAGCUGCUGCGUGCCCAGCUCUACCCCGACGCGCCGCCGGAGGAGUUCCGCGCUCUGCGCGCCAAGAUGGGCGGCCUCCUGCAGUCAAUUGCUUCAGCAGACAUGGAUUUGAAUCAGCUGGAAGCUUUCCUCACUGCCCAAACCAAAAAACAAGGUGGCAUCACAUCAGAUCAGGCUGCAGUCAUUGCAAAAUUUUGGAAGAACCACCGGACUCAAAUCCACGAGAGCCUGAUCAAUCAGAGCCGCUGGGAUAAUGUCCUGAAAAACAUGAACUGGAGAGUGGACCUGAAGUCACAGCUGAGGCACAUUGAUCAGAUAAACACUCCUGUUGCAAUAGUUGAAAUGGAGCUGGGAAAAAAUGGGCAGGUGCAGGGGAUGCUCGUGGUGCCUCCCCUGCUCUGCUGCCACACAACCACAGAAAACCCAAACCACAACCAAACACUGCCACUGCAUUGGUUUGAAAUGAGGAGCUGAGGUCUGUAAUGUCAAUUGAAGGAAUCGGAGUUUCUCUGCCUGGAGUUUGACGAGGCCAAGGUGAGCCAGAUGCUGAAGAAACUGUCAGAAAUAGAGGAGAGUAUGACUUUGUUGACUCAGACUACUUAAUCAAAUAAAGAGAUUGCAGCUUACAAAAAAAUAACCCUUGGUGCGUUUUCAUAAAUCCUAUUUCAGCACAUGAAUAGGGGGUGCUGGUUAAAUCCAGAUUAUAACCCCAAUGGGCUAAAUCACACUGUGAAGCUUUCUCAUCCCCUCCUCCCAACCUGUUUUCCAAAGCAGCAGCAACACUGUUUCCACGAAGCUUUGCUUAAUCAGGCCUUGGGGUGUAGCACAGCUUUUCUCUUUACCUCCUCAGUCACUUCUGGAGUGCUCCAGAUGCUGGGCUGGAUGAGCAGCAAAGGUAAUUGGCCAGUUGUGGCAGAGGAGAAAUGAGCAGAAGAAACAGGCAGAUUAGGGGGAACUCAUGUUUAUACUUCCAAACCAUGGACUUUAUAGGACAAAUCCACCUCUGUGAGCUCUGUCUGCUUAGAGCUAAAACCCAGGAAAGCAGAUGAAGUGCAGGGAGUUCAGGGAGAAGAGGCACAAACACACCUCUCUGUACCUGUGAGCUCCGUGCUGCCGAGGAUUCCAAGGGCUGGCCAGCCUGGAUGCAGAAGCCAGGGGACAAUCAGGGGAACAUCUCCCGGGAAUUUGGACAUGCUGGUUUUCCAAAAGGAGCAGUCCUGCAUGUGCAGAGCACCUGAUGCAGCUGUUUGCUGGAUGGUGCCUUCAAAGGCACCUCUGAUCUGCUUCCUCAAAGACCAUCCAGCCUCAUCCCCUUCUGGCCCUUGGGCUGUAGUGGUGCAGCCCUGGCACGGAGCUGCACGCUGUGUUUGAGGGGCCAGUGCUUUGUCAGAGCACAGCCGAACUUGGCUGCUCUUAGUCCUGUUUUUCAUGGCUUGGUUUGACCUGAGAAAGCCCCAGAUGGAACCCAAGGUUUCUAAGUGUGUACAGGCUAAGCUCGGAAUGUGGGUAAAGGAAAGUGCCCUUGGCAGCCCGUCAGCCUGAGGCCUUAUCAGUAAAACCCUUGUGUGAGUGAAGAAAUCUGCCAGAGGCAGGUCACGGGCACAGGAUCUGAGCUGCCUGGAUGGCUCCUGGCUGUUGCAGUGCCCACAUCUGUGCUGGAACACCCAGCUGCAGAGCAGCUGCUGCCCCCGUGCUGACACAGGCUCCCAGAAGGGUUUCCAGUUCUCUGUGUUUCCCUUCAGGGCUGUGACCUUGCCAGCCUGGUCACAGCAGGGUGUCCCACCACACUCAGCAGGAGCUGAGCCUGAGCAGGCCAGCACUUGGACAGAGCAGGAUGGAAGGAUCUCCUUCCAGCAGAGCUGGCUGGUGGUCCUUAAAAAGGUGACAGUCCUGGCUCCUGGUUUGCUCUGUCCCUUGUCUGGAAGGCGUGUACACACAUUUGGUUGGAGGCUACAUUGCUUCUUGCCAUUUUAUAUUUGCUUUAUAAGCAACCUCCUCCUGAGCUAAAAUUACAUUGAGGGCUUGUACCAAUAUAGAGAUGACAACAUAAAAUGUUCUCGUGCCAUAGCUAAAGCGCUCCUCAUCGCUUCUCCUUGAGAAUUUAUUGCUUGUGGAGUUGCCAGAUUGCACUUGGACACAAAAUCUCUUCAGAGCAAGGGAAGGGCACCUUUUCCCAUCUGCCUGGUCAGAAGGGGAAACAUCCCUCCAGCCAAUUUGAGUCCCUGCACAGGGAAUUAACAUUUCCUUUGCCAUGCCUGUCCCACUGCUGCCUUUUCUCUUACAGCCUCCUGGUUCUGUUCUGCCCUCUCAUCUCAUGGAGCCCCCAGCACCUCUGUUUCCCCAGCUGCCUUUGGCUGAUUCCUGUCAGAGAGGAACUGGGCUGUAACCACAAACUGCUCCUCGUGCUGCUCCCUGAGUCAGUGGCUGCAGCAGCGCUGUGAAAUGAGUGCUUUGUGAUUCUCUGAGCUUUCUGUUGCCUUUUUCAACUAAGUUCAUUCAAGUGCUUUCUGUGUAUUAGGACAUAUUUAAAAAAAAAUCAAGGUCAGGGAAGGAUCAUGAUCUUAAGUAGCUUGCACUGUGUCAAACAUACUUAUUGUUUUAUUUUAACAUGGUCAGAGGAUAGGAAAAUGUGCUAUAAAUGGAAAUUAAAGAGAAACAAACUGGGAACAGAUGUCAGGAAGUAUUAUUUCAUGCAAAGAAUAAUAAAUAUGUGGAAUGGCUAACAAGGCGAGGAGGCUGAAGCAAAAAGUCUAGGGGACAUUUAAGAAUUAAUUGGAUACUUUCUUAGUUGAGGUCUGAAGUGGUAUGUUUUUAUGGGUGGAUGCUUCUCUCUCUUCCUAAUCUUCCCUCCCCUAACUAUCUCAGGAUACCUAACUGUUCCCAUUUUCUUCUUGGUGGAUCUUUCUAAACUACUGUGCAAAACAAAAAAAGAAAAAAGGAAAAAAGAAA